AUGAUGGGAUCAUCUACAGCCCGUGAGCUCGUCAAGCAGAUCACGCGAGACCAUGGCCAUCUCCCAGAGGAAACCCUCAGCCAGAUGGAGCCGCACAUCCGACGUGAAGUCGAGUACGCCAUGCUGCAGAAAGAUGGAAUGAUAGGGUCUUCGGUAAUCACUCUCGCAAAGAAUCUGUAUAACAGCAGCGCCCGCUUUGUGUUUGAACUGUUACAGAACGCCGACGAUAACUCUUAUACCACUGCGAAAUCAACUGAUACUGACCCCUAUGUUUCCUUCUCUGUCCACGAUCGGCGAGUAGUUGUUGAAUGCAACGAAGACGGUUUCACGCGUGAAAACCUGGUGGCGAUUUGCAACGUUGGCAAAAGCUCCAAGACGGGUGCCCAGGGAUAUAUUGGUGAGAAGGGAAUCGGUUUUAAAUCGGUGUUCAUGGUGGCAUGGAAAGUCCACAUUCAGUCGCGCGACUUUUCUUUCUCGUUUCGGCACAGAAAAGGGGAUUCUGGAAUGGGGAUGAUUUCGCCUGUAUGGGAAGAGACCGCUGAGGUCUUGACCCACCCUCUUACGCGCAUUACACUCUUUCUCUAUGACGAUGACACGGAUGAGAUGUUUGCUAGACAGCGGGAGAUGAUGCUUCAGCAGUUUCGAGAGCUUAAGGCGACCUUUCUUCUGUUUAUGAAGAAUCUCCGGAAAAUCGAGGUCAGGAUCUACGACCGGUCUGAGGAGGUUUCCUAUACAGCCUUCACCAUACAAGGCCAGCAGGGGUCUAGAGUUACAUUGAAGCAGGAAAUAACGCAAGACGGGAAUCUACAGAGGCACGAGCAAUACUACCAUACAACAAGGCUCACGGCCCACAAUAUACCGAGAAGCGAGAACAGAGAAUACACAGAUGCAGAAAUCGCAACAGGGGCGUAUGCCCGCACAGAUAUCACUCUGGCGUUCCCUUUGACGCACGAUUCAGUUCCUAUCAUCGAGCCACAGGAAGUAUUUGCCUUUCUGCCAAUACGGAACAUGGGCUUACCGUUCCUUAUUCAAGCCGACUUCGUGACGGAUGCGAGUCGACAGGAUAUUGUGAGGUCGUCCGCUCGAAAUAUCAAACUUCUUCCAGAAAUUGCCCGGGCUUUCUUGCAGGCUGUCAAUUGCCUUUGCACCCAGCCCAACCUGGCUUACCGGUGGAUGAGGUACCUGCCUGAUAUUGGGUGGAAUGCCCAGGAUAGCUUUUGGAAGGAACUUCCAUCCCAGCUAUACUGGCAGCUCCAGAAGUCUAACGUCAUGUGGACUCGGAGUCGUUCCGGGAUGCGCAGUGUGCGAGAUAUGCGCUUACUUCGCAUUAAGAUGCGCGAUAAGUUGGGAAGGCCAUUGUUUCCUGACUUGGAACCUGAACAGUAUCUGUCACCUUUCUAUGCACGAGAUGACUUGGAUCUUUUGAAGAGCUAUGGGCUACAGAUGAUGAGCGGAUGGGAAUUCGUCGACCGACUUGAGCAGGAUAUAAACAGUGGUGUUUCGUCAACCAUGCGACAUCGUGAGACCGACGACGACUGGCAUACCCGUGUGGCAGUGUUUUUGAUUAGUUUGUCGAGCCUCAAGGACCCAGAGGCAUGGGCGAGAAUAAGGAAGAUCAACCUCAUCCCAUUGAUGGGAGGACGUUGGGUGUCUGCGGCGUCCACGCAAUUCCAGCCCGUAUAUUUCACCCACGUGCAGGGAUAUGCCCUUCCAACAGACGGGACAUUCAGCUUGGUGGAACGCAGCGCAGAGCAAAACGUUCGUCGGAAAAGGCUCUUUUUGCUUCUUGGGGUUGAGGAGGCAUCUCUGCAAGAUGCCCGUCGCCAAAUUGUCGAGAAUAACACGUUCAAAUUUCCUGGGCUUGAAAACUCGCGAAUCCAUUUGCGGUUUCUCUACCUUACUGCACAUUUGAAUUCCGACAAUGAGCGCCAAUUAACCUCCAUGGGAUGGAGGCUCGCGGACAAAGGAUCCAUAUCCAAAUUCUGGUCAGAGGGGACGUGGUAUUUUCCAGAUGAGGGCCCGUAUAGCCCGCAACAGCUCCUUGAUGGAUAUGACCGUAAACCCUCGAUUCUGCAUCCACACUAUCUGCGCGACUGUCCAGAAAAGCCAGAAGAGGAAACUCGCUCGUGGAGGACGUGGCUAAGCGCAAUAUUCACCAUCCGCGACGUGAUACCGCUCACUUUCUUGUCGUUCGUCUUCAGGGCGUCGGGCAACCGAUAUUUAAGCACUGAGUGUGGGUAUAUAGCCAGAUCGUGUCCACGUAAAUUCUUGCCAUUCCUCCUAAGGUCGUGGAAGACUGAGGGGGCAGACAUCGAAAGCGAUCCCCAUCUUGUCGAGGUGUUGCUGAAGAUCGAAGUUUUGUGCGAGAACGGUAGGUUGUAUCCCCUGGGUAAAACAUACGUGCGCACUGCCCAGACGGAACAUGCCAAUGCAUUUCUUCGCGAUGGGGAAUUCUUUCCAUGGCUCAAGCUUGAUUCAGCAGACGAGGCAGGCGUUCCUGACAUAAGUAUCCUGACUACGGCAUUAGGGUUUGGAUACCCUAAGUCGGACCUCGAAUUCUACCUCACAAUUCUGGAAUUCGUUGCCGAUGCAAAUAAAGAUAAGACGAACGUGGUGGAUAUUCCUCGUAUAUUCGAUCUCUACACUCGAAUUCAAACCAGGUACCAUGAGUCUGUAACCCCAGAGAUGUCGGGAGAAAUGAUCAGAUCAGCCUUCCAGGCAAGCCCAUUGAUUUACAUUCCAGAAUAUGCUUUUGACCGUGCUAUCUGGAUCCGUCCUCAUGAAUGCUUCUGGGAAGCCCCCCCAUAUAUGCAGACCCUCUACCCAUUGAAGUCACGGAUCCAUGCGUUCACGAAGGAAAAAUCCCUGAGUGGUCUAUUCCGUGGUGCUCUUAAGAUAUCGAAUACCCAGGCUGAUAGCUUUAUAUCGGAGCUGGACUGGGCGCAGCGUUCUGACGUUAUCAACUAUCUCCUGGCGAACGGUCUCUACCAACAGCUUAACAGGAGACGGUCGAAGAUGAACAGCGACACUGUGACAAAGAUACGAGCGCAAUUCGAGGAUCUGCGACUCAUAUACUAUGAGUCUGGUGGUGACAAGAGGUGGUACAGACCCUCUGAAUGUCUAUGGUCAACUGUAACAGACAUCAAAGGAAUGGUCGCACUGAACGACGCAUAUCCAGGCCUCGCUGAGUUUUUCACCGAGUUCAUCGGUGUCCGGACUUUGACUCCGCAGAUGGUUCAUGAUAAACUUAUCGAAGAAGGAAACGCCCGAUGCUCACCCCAACAAAUAAAGCAGACAAUCUGGCUACUCAAUUCAUAUAUGCAGAGCGAGAGCAACACCCCGGAUCCAAAGGCAAUUUUACAGGCCAGGGUAUUCCCAGUGAGAUAUCCCAAUGGCAAGAUCGAAUUGUACAGCUCUGCCGUGGACUUCGCUAUAGCAGACCGCAAACACCUGUUAGAUUUGUUUUCUGGCAGGGCGAGAUUCCUAGACUUUGAUGUCAAUGAGGUGGCACGCUUGGAACCAUUUCUUCAGUGGACUGGACUGGAUAAGCGAUAUAUAUCAGCUUCUGUCAAGGAAAUAUCUAUGCUGCGCGGCGACUCACACAGGGAUCUGACUUCACCGGAGCGGAAUAUAGCGCGAAAGGCAUAUGGGUUACUUCGGCUCAGUGUUCAUUUCAGAAGUCCACGAGUCAGAAAUGGCGAACAAUCGUUCUAUGAAACACUGAAGAACAUCGACGUCCGCGAAACGGAUGGGAUUAGUUCCGAGUUGCAUUUCAACCAAGAUGGAAAGGAUAUCAUGGUUGAAGUCAGCAAGAGCGAGCUCCAUUUACGGGAGUCAGAGCAGGGGCUUUUAGUCUACGUUCCUCGUGAUAGAGAGACACAAUUCCUAUGCUUCCUUGACAGAAUACCACUUGCACUUAUGGAAUGGAUCAUGGCUGAUCCCUUGACUGGAAUACGUGAGCCGUUCGGUGACAAGACUUUAAAUGUUCUUUCGAUGGUGCUGCAGGCAGAGCCGAAGUAUGUCGGUGUGACUCUUGACCGGGCUGGUAUUAUGUCGGUUGAGACGCCAGAUGAUACACCGGCCGAGGUCGCCCGUACUGUGGAAGAUACUGCAGAACGGAAUAAUAGAGGACGUGACUUGUUCGAUGCUGGUGUCACUUCAGCAGUAUCCAAUGAGUUAUCUCCCAGUGCACAGUCCGUCGCAUCAACCCCUGAUGAUUCUAUGUCUGCUCGUUUUACAAGACCUUCAACUCCUUCACCAGUACCCAGCAGACCACAAUUCACCCCACAAGGAACACCUAGUAUAACUGAGAUUGUAUCUCCAGGCCGUGUGAUACCGCACCAGUCAGUCGAUGCGGCCUACCCCACUCUCCUUCGCAACGUUGUGGAUGUGGCCAGAUCCUCUUCAUUCCCGAGCAGGGGCUCUUUCGACAUGACAGCCCUAGCCAGCUCUCUCGACCCAUACAAUAAACCUUUCCAGCUUCGCGGGCUUGAAAAGACCUACCGGGAUACGCUCAUCGGAGCAGCUGGGGAGCUAUUCGUCUUCGAGAUAUUAUCCCAUCUAAGCCCGCCACUGCCCGGUUUCUCGCGAAAUAAUUGGCAAAGCACGAUUCGGAAAUACGUCAAGCUCCAUGAGGACUACGCCGAUCUCGACCCUUGGAACGGCCGGGAGACGGCUGAUAUCACCUACACUGAUACUGAAAGCGCACUGACCUUGUUACUCAUCGCUAAUGGAUACUUGGAUGAUACGUGGACAGGAGCAAGACCACACUAUUUCCUAGAGGUCAAGUCUACAACAUCCACCUGCGAGACACCGUUUUAUAUGAGCAGGCAUCAGUAUGAACGUAUGCAAAUUAUGCGAAAUGUGGCUCCUGACCCUGAAGAUCGAGCGAAUGUGUACGUGAUAUUCAGGCCGUACCAUCUCGGGCUCGAUUCAGCACGAAUGAAGAUAUAUGUUAAUCCCGGGCUGAUGGAGCAGAGUGGAGAGCUGGUGUUUACUGCUGGGGCAUGGUCUGUUGUUCCAGGGUUGGCAGUUUAG
Molecule: messenger RNA, 5037 nt
Organism: Aspergillus puulaauensis
Lineage: Eukaryota; Fungi; Ascomycota; Eurotiomycetes; Eurotiales; Aspergillaceae
Exons: 8
Coding region: 1-5037 (1678 amino acids)
Source: RefSeq, a predicted model, not a curated record